AUGUUUACCUUCGAAGACGAAGAAGCUGAACAAGGUUUUCCAUUUGAAAACUCAACCCCAGAGCAAAUUAUUAACCAUCUACAAACUCAUGACCAUCCUGAAACAAUCAUCAAUUCUCAACAAGUGCUUAUCAUGGCUGUUGAGAAUUGUAAAGAUUGUUAUGAACAGGGAGAAGAGGAAGACUACGUGGAAUGGUUCAAAUUAUGUGAAUAUUUAACAUCCAAAAGUGGAGUUAAUAUUAAUGUUUGUAGAUGUAUUGAAGAUGACUAUGAUUAUCCAUUAUCAAUUGCCAUUGAAUCGUGCGAUUUAAAAUUGAUAGAAUUGAUACUCUCUCAUGGAGCUGAUCCAAAUAAUGGAGCUGGUUUCAGAUGUAGAAAUGUAAUGAUUAACCUUGCAAUUCAAGAAGGAUCGAUGGAUAUUUUGAAAUUAUUGCUAAAAUAUGGAGCUGAUGUCAACAAAUUCAAUACAGUGCAUUGUGGAAGAUUCUCUCCAUGGAAUUGUGCCUAUUCGAAUCAAGAGUUUGAAAUAUUGGAUUUUCUCCUAAAUCUUCCAAAUAUUUCUCUAAAGAAUUCAAGAAUUUUUCAUGAAGCUUCUGCGAAUGGAGAUGUGAAAAUGGUUGAAUUAUUAAUUAAGAAUCAUUUUCCAAUUUUGGAUUUGAAUCAUGGUAAUUAUUCAACUCCAUUAUUUGAAGCAUGUAAGGGACAAUUCGUUGAAGUUGUGAAAUUACUUGUUCCUCUGCCAGGAAUUGACAUUAAUUUGGGAAGCUAUUCUGGAAGAAUGGAAACACCUUUACAAAAUGCAAUUCGAAAUUCAAAUAUUGAAAUUGUCAGUUUGCUAAUUUCACACGGAGCCAUAUUUACAGAAUCUGAUAGUUUGGAAGCACAUAAUAAUGCAGGUAUCAAUCUUUAUCAAAUCAAACUUCAAACACAACCAGUUUCGCAACUUCAAAAAUUGCUACAUUCUAACCUUGCACUUUCUGACACCACAUUCGAAUAUCAAUAA
Messenger RNA from Naegleria gruberi, 1002 nucleotides. RefSeq lists its product as uncharacterized. NCBI's taxonomy places the organism in Eukaryota, Heterolobosea, Eutetramitea, Acrasida, Naegleriidae. Bases 1 to 1002 code for a protein of 333 amino acids. The transcript has a single exon. Gene Ontology annotation, molecular function: protein binding. The record is from RefSeq and is a predicted model, not a curated record.